This is a messenger RNA of Talaromyces rugulosus, 444 nucleotides long. RefSeq lists its product as uncharacterized. Gene Ontology annotation, cellular component: nucleus. Gene Ontology annotation, molecular function: ubiquitin conjugating enzyme activity. The coding region runs from base 1 to 444 and encodes 147 amino acids. NCBI's taxonomy places the organism in Eukaryota, Fungi, Ascomycota, Eurotiomycetes, Eurotiales, Trichocomaceae. Gene Ontology annotation, biological process: protein polyubiquitination; ubiquitin-dependent protein catabolic process. The record is from RefSeq and is a predicted model, not a curated record. The transcript is spliced from 4 exons.
AUGGCUCUUAAGCGUAUUCAAAAGGAACUCACAGAUCUCGGACGUGAUCCACCCUCGUCAUGCUCUGCCGGACCUAUUGGUGAUGAUUUGUUUCACUGGCAGGCAACCAUCAUGGGUCCUAGCGACUCUCCAUACUCUGGCGGUGUCUUCUUCCUAGCGAUCCAUUUCCCUACCGACUACCCUUUCAAGGCCCCCAAGGUCAACUUUACGACUCGCAUCUACCACCCCAAUAUCAACUCCAACGGCAGCAUCUGUUUGGACAUUCUGAGAGACCAGUGGAGUCCGGCUCUUACCAUUUCGAAGGUUCUCCUCUCCAUCUGCUCGAUGCUCACAGACCCCAACCCCGAUGACCCCUUGGUACCAGAGAUUGCGCACGUCUACAAGACAGACCGCCCUCGAUACGACGCCACAGCCCGGGAAUGGACUCGCAAAUAUGCAAUUUGA